AUGAACAACAAGGGGGCUUCACUGAAAGGUUUGUUGGUGGUGGUCCUUCUGGUGUCCAACAUGCUCCUCACAAAGGAAGGAGUGACAUCCCUGCCAAUCUGCCCCAAUGGAUCUGUCAAUUGCCAAGUUUCCCUUGGGGAACUUUUUGACCGAGCAGUUAAACUUUCACACUACAUCCACUUCCUCUCUUCGGAAAUAUUCAAUGAAUUUGAUGAACGCUAUGCUCAGGGCCGGGGUUUUAUUACAAAAGCUGUUAAUGGCUGCCACACUUCCUCCUUAACCACUCCUGAAGAUAAGGAGCAAGCUCAGCAGAUUCAUCAUGAAGACCUACUGAAUUUAGUAUUGGGAGUGCUGCGCUCCUGGAACGAUCCCCUGAUCCAUCUGGCCUCUGAAGUACAAAGAAUCAAAGAAGCUCCAGACACCAUCCUCUGGAAGGCUGUAGAGAUUGAAGAACAAAACAAGCGGCUUCUAGAAGGAAUGGAGAAAAUAGUUGGGCGGGUUCAUUCUGGUGAGAUCGGAAAUGAAAUUUACUCUCAGUGGGAAGGCCUUCCAUCCCUGCAACUCGCUGAUGAGGACUCCAGGCUCUUUGCCUUUUACAACCUGCUGCAUUGCCUCCGCCGAGAUUCCCACAAAAUUGACAACUAUCUCAAGCUUCUGAAGUGCCGCCUAAUCCACGAUAGCAAUUGUUAA
Molecule: messenger RNA, 690 nt
Organism: Gymnogyps californianus (California condor)
Lineage: Eukaryota; Metazoa; Chordata; Aves; Accipitriformes; Cathartidae
Gene: PRL
Product: prolactin
Exons: 5
Coding region: 1-690 (229 amino acids)
Biological process (GO): positive regulation of cell population proliferation; positive regulation of receptor signaling pathway via JAK-STAT; response to nutrient levels
Cellular component (GO): extracellular region
Molecular function (GO): hormone activity
Source: RefSeq, a predicted model, not a curated record